Messenger RNA from Aaosphaeria arxii CBS 175.79, 1338 nucleotides. RefSeq lists its product as uncharacterized. The coding region runs from base 1 to 1338 and encodes 445 amino acids. Lineage: Eukaryota; Fungi; Ascomycota; Dothideomycetes; Pleosporales. The transcript is spliced from 2 exons. The record is from RefSeq and is a predicted model, not a curated record.
AUGCCAGAAAAGGCGGAGAGUCUUCUUACGAAAUGCUGCCAGCAGGACACGAGAAUCUAUGAGGAGCUACAAGCAUGUUUUCUUCUACCAGGCUUGACCACGCAGCAGGGGAUCGUGAACCCACCAGGCGCAUCAAAGGGUCUGAGUAUAACGAUAGGAUCCCCGCGCCUGGGUUCUUCAUCCAUUGAGUCACAGUAUCCUAACUCACCUCCUGCACGCCAUAGACCGGCACAACCCCAAUACCCUUCUUCAAUCUCGAUACCCGCCACACCCAUAAGUCCCCCGCGAACAGUAUCGUCUGUGCUAUCACAUUCUUCACGGGGCGAGUCCACUCAUAGAGAGUACAUUCUUCUUAUCAACCAUGGCGAAAGGGGCGUUGAAGAGAGACCCGCGAGCAUGAGAAAUGCUAGUAUUAAUUCCAGUGUAAUGCGCGAGGGCCUUCAGUAUACUUCCAACCACACACCUUCGGAUAAAGAGUAUGUUGAGAUACCAGGUUCAAUACCGGAGACAUAUUUAUCGGUCCCGGUGUUAUACUGUACAGAUGUAAUAUGGCGUCGACAAAAGAGCAACUCCACGCAUAGCACUACAUUCUAUGUAGUAUCUAAGCGUGAGCUGGACAUUGAUAUUCUUCUCGGCCUCGAAGACUCUGGAGAAGGUACAAUGGAAUACCCACCACCCGUUGCUCCACAGCCACAACGCCCACAUAAUUACCAUUUCAAGGACUACAGUAUACCGGUUCAUGCACCUUCACCUCCUACACACUCGUUCCACCGUUCCACAUUGAUGUACGAUGCCUCAGCCACCGCGACCCCGGUGCACACUCAGCCGCAGCAUCAUCACAUUGUCGAGACUCUUCUCGAAAGGCAACGUAGAUCUGGCACAGUGGUUGAAGAAAGCCGCUUUUCCCAACACUCGCCAAUUGGAAUUACUCCCGAUCGUCGUGCUUCACAGAGCGAAUACGCUCAGUCGAUGCACGCUCCAGCGCCUGCACCUCAAAGUCACGGUGUUGGCCAAGAUGAGUCCGUCUCGAGGGUCAGACUCCAUUGCGACUGGGGACCGACACCGCUCAAAAUGUGGCUCGAUCUACGUGCAAAGCCGAAAGACUUCUUCAGUACUUUCAGCCUAUGCGCACAGAAGCGAAAUAUCAUCUUCACGCGAGAAUCAGUGGUGAUAUACUUGAAGCCAGACAAGAAGGCGCCAGAUAACGAGGCUCAAAUUCUUUCACUUGCGGAAGAUGAAAUGCAAGCGGACUGGGAGACGAUUGUAGCGGAACUGGAGGAGAUGAUACAGGGAAAGUCGUCGAAUAUCUACGGGAAGGUCCAGGAUGGGGAAGGAUGA